This is a messenger RNA of Orbilia oligospora ATCC 24927, 525 nucleotides long. RefSeq lists its product as uncharacterized. The record is from RefSeq and is a predicted model, not a curated record. Bases 1 to 525 code for a protein of 174 amino acids. The transcript has 2 exons. Gene Ontology annotation, cellular component: Golgi apparatus. Lineage: Eukaryota; Fungi; Ascomycota; Orbiliomycetes; Orbiliales; Orbiliaceae.
AUGUCCUCCUUUCGGAUACCAAUUUCGCUGGUCACUGACCGCCUCUCCUCCGGCAUGGCCAGAUUCCAGAACACCUCUAUCUCUGCUCGCUAUAACACUCUCCGACCCCUUUCAGAAUUCUUCGACUUCCGACGGAUGUCCAAACCUGCCAAUCUCGGCGAAGCUCAAACACGUAUAUCCUACAACCUCGGCCAAUUCUCCUCGAAUUACCUCCUUGUCUUCGUAUUACUUUCUAUCUACGCGAUAAUCACCAACCUGCCAUUGCUUUUCCUGAUCGUCGUGAUCGUAGCCGGAGUCUACGGUAUCGGAAGACUCGAAGGAAGGGAUCUGCAAGUUGGAAACUUCAGAGCUACAACAAGCCAGCUCUGGGGGACACUGGGAAUCACGGGAUUUAUCUUGGCGAUCUUGUCGGCUCCGUUUGAGACUUUGUUCUGGUUGAUUGGUGCUAGUGCGCUCACGAUCUUGGGACAUGCCAGUUUCUUGGAUAGACCGAUUGAGAAUGCCUUUGCUGAGGAGACUGUCUAA